Messenger RNA from Branchiostoma belcheri (Belcher's lancelet), 960 nucleotides. RefSeq names its product Sjoegren syndrome nuclear autoantigen 1 homolog. The record is from RefSeq and is a predicted model, not a curated record. The transcript has 4 exons. Bases 93 to 470 code for a protein of 125 amino acids. Gene Ontology annotation, cellular component: centrosome; ciliary basal body. NCBI's taxonomy places the organism in Eukaryota, Metazoa, Chordata, Leptocardii, Amphioxiformes, Branchiostomatidae.
GUGGAAUAUCUCAUUGGUUACAGCGCUCAAAACAAAUCGAAAACGUUCAGUUUGCACAUUUUGUACUCAGCUGUUUAGUGUUUUUGUCCACGAUGGCACAGCAGGGAGCGGCGUUACAGAGUUAUAACAACGAGUUAGUGAAAUGUAUUGAGGACCUCUGUGCCAAAAGAGACGAGCUUCACCGACAGAUCCUGACUGAGGAGGAGGAGAAAACUAAGAUCCAGAACGACAUCAGGAUUCUCACUGAGAGACUCGCAAAGGUGAAUGAAAGCUUGAGUAAGAAAAUGGCCACCAGAAAUGAGUUUGACAGGACGAUAGCAGAGACAGAAGCAGCCUACAUGAAGAUCCUGGAGAGUUCUCAGACGCUGCUGAACGUCUUGAAGAGAGAAGCGACGACCCUGAAGGAGCCGACAGCCGCCUCAUCCUCACCUCCUCCUCAGAAGGGCACAAAGAAGGACCAGCCUGCUUAACUACCCCCCCCCCUGCUUACCCCCCACUUAUUUCCUGCUUAGUCCCUCCCCCCUGCUUACCUCCUCCCCCUGCUUACCUCCUCCCCCUGCUAAACCCCCCUCCUAGUUAGCCCCCUAAAUGCUUCAUGUUAACAUUAUGCUGGUUAUGCAGAGUAACAUGGACUCCAUCAGACUAGUAACGAUUCGUGCUGAAAAAUAGUAAUAUUUAUCCAACAAUGGAAAAAAGAUGUUAGACUUAUAUUAUACAGUACUAGUAGUGAUGAUACAAGUUUUCAUGUGGCCACAGAUUGAUAUAAUGACAUGCUACAGCAUGUUACUGUAUUGUACGUAAUUCUACCCAUGAAUUGUACGUGUAAAAACUGUAAGGCGCUUUGUCAUGUUUUUUCAUGCCAAUAUGUGAACAUUUCCACAGGCACUAGUUAGUAGGUGUUUGUAAAUGGGAUAAUAAAAGGUAUUUUUGAACUGUUCAUAUUUUGUCAUAAAGUUUGCA